AUGAGCAGCUCUAGAGUUUACGUCGGUGGAUUGCCGUAUGGAGUACGGGAAAAAGAUUUAGAACGAUUCUUCAAAGGUUUCGGUCGAACAAGAGAUAUUUUGCUAAAGAAUGGUUAUGGCUUUGUAGAGUUCGAGGACUCACGUGAUGCCGAUGAUGCCGUUUAUGAGAUGAACGGGAAAGAGUUAAUGGGCCGCAGAAUCGCAGUGGAACAGGCGAAAAGUACAGCACGUGGUAGUAAUCGCGACCGUUAUGAUGGCGGCCGUCGCGGUGGACGUUACAACGAAAGGGGUAGAAAUACACGUUUUGGUCCACCACAACGCACCGAAUAUCGUUUGAUUGUGGAAAACUUAUCUAGUAGCGUGAGCUGGCAAGAUCUAAAGGAUUAUGUGCGGACAGCCGGCGAAGUGACCUACUGUGAUGCACACAAAAAACGACGUAAUGAAGGUGUUGUAGAGUUUGCCUCAUCAUCAGAUAUGCGGCGCGCCAUAGAGAAGUUGGAUGAUACUGAGCUAAAUGGUCGUCGUAUACGUUUAAUUGAAGAUCGUCGCGGCGGUCGAAGUGGAGGCGGUCGUGGUCGGUCGCGUUCACAUUCACGCUCUGUUUCACGUCGUCGUUCACGCUCAAAAUCUGCACGUUCGUCACGUUCACGUAGUCGUUCGAAAUCACGUUCAAAAUCGAAGUCACCAGUAAAAUCGCGUUCUCGUUCACGUUCGCGUACAAAGAAAUCUCGUGAGCUCAGCAAAUCACGUUCACGCUCGCGCUCUCCCAAGCGUUUACGCAAAGAUGCUUCACGGGAACGCUCUAAGUCACCACGACAAUCGCGUUCCAAACAUGGGUCGCGCUCACCAUCCAAAUCUCGAGGUAGCUCUCGUGAUCGUUCCAGAUCGCGCUCACCAUCUAAAACACGCGAUGACUCUCGUAGACGUGAUCGUUCCAAAUCGCGCUCAGUAUCUAAGUCACGUGGUGACUCUCGUAAGCGUGAUCGUUCUCGAUCCAGAUCGCACCGAUCAUCGCGCUCACGACAUGAUUCACGCUCACCAUCUCGUGGAUCUCGUGAUCAUUCACGCGACCGUUCCAUCUCUCGAUCCCGCUCAGUUUCAUCGAGAAAGGGUAAAGCAUCGCGUAAUAGGAGUGAAAGUGUGGAUAAAUAA
Messenger RNA from Bactrocera tryoni, 1152 nucleotides. Its product is annotated as serine-arginine protein 55-like. Gene Ontology annotation, molecular function: mRNA binding. Gene Ontology annotation, cellular component: nucleus; ribonucleoprotein complex; cytoplasm. Bases 1 to 1152 code for a protein of 383 amino acids. Gene Ontology annotation, biological process: alternative mRNA splicing, via spliceosome; mRNA splice site recognition. Lineage: Eukaryota; Metazoa; Arthropoda; Insecta; Diptera; Tephritidae. The transcript has a single exon. The record is from RefSeq and is a predicted model, not a curated record.